Messenger RNA from Poecilia latipinna (sailfin molly), 1693 nucleotides. RefSeq names its product transmembrane protein 238-like. The record is from RefSeq and is a predicted model, not a curated record. Lineage: Eukaryota; Metazoa; Chordata; Actinopteri; Cyprinodontiformes; Poeciliidae. Bases 697 to 1179 code for a protein of 160 amino acids. The transcript has a single exon.
CAGCAAGAACCUGAUUUCUAGAUAAUGUGAUAUUCAAUUAAUAUAGAAUCUUUAAAAGUUUAAAUGCUAAAUCAAUCCAAAUUAUAUUGGUCCUUAAAAGAUUACAACCCUUCAGCACCAAUUUUAUUUUGAUAUUAUAAUUAUAAUCCCCUCUGAUAUUGUAUUUAAAUAUUCAUAUCUUGUUCUCUACUGUCCGUUUUAUUUUGUUUCUGGAUGUUUCUUGGUUUAAAUAAAGUUAGGAGAGGAAGUGGAACAAUCUUGAGCUCUGUUGAAUAAAUCUGGAAAAAGUAAUUAUGGAAACCUAUAAGUGCCCUAAAUGUUUUCAAAGCUAAAGCACUAACCUACUAAUUAGCUCCAGUAUUAGCUGUUAGCGGAUUGUGCCCACCACUGAUUUCAUUUGACUUUUUUGCAAUCAGAAAACGCUUCAAAGCAAACCAAAACUCAACAAUAAAUAGAAAUGACCAAACCUCUCUCAGAGGGAAGGAUGAUUGGAGGUGAUUUUCAGGAAUGACUGCUGCGUGUUUGUCAGAGAUGAUGCAACUGAAACAUCAGAUCCAGUGGAUUCCAGAUAACAACCGGUGAACGUUGUACUUUGAACAGCAGCUUGUUCCAUGCAGGGAUUUAACCUCACAGUCCUGCAGCUGCCGUCGGACCAGGUUUCUUCUUCCUCUGGUCUGGAGGACCUCCUCUGCCAUCAUGUCCACCUCCGUGCAGAUCGCGCCGGUCAUGGAAGAGACGUACGAUGGAGUCGGCCGCUGUAAGUGUGCCUUCUGGCUGGCGGUGGUCCACGACGUUCUGGGCGUCCUGGUCAUCAUGGUGGGGGUGUUCGGCGGCCUGGUGAUCCACGACGUCUUCAUCUACGGCGGCGCCAUCGUCAUCUUCCUCAGCCUGAUCUGGUGGAUCUUCUGGUACUCGGGGAACAUCGAGGUGCCGUCGGAGGAGCUGGAGGACGACGUGGGCCUGAUGAAGACCCGGGACAGGCGGCUCAGCCGGGCCGUCAGGCGGGUUUCCAACGGGAUCAGGAACUCCUUCAGGAAAAAGGCUCGGCCUGUGGAAGAGGGGCCCUCCGGGGGCCCCGGGCCCUCAGACUGCGGUACGGAUGUAACACUCUCUACCAUAUAUGGCAGCUCUAAAGGCUCUUCCUCAAAACAACUUGUAAGAGAAACUUUGUCCAUAUGAAGAGUCAGAACCUGAAGCUGGAGUUUUAUUUUUGUCUUUAUCUACAGUUAUUUUUAUGUGUCUGUAAUCGUUAGUCAACACAGAGAUGAUGAAUGAUAAGACGUAAACUUUGCACACAACAACAGCAGUUUGCUGACACAUUCAGAGACUACUGACUGUUUUUACCGCUGAUCAUCUGUAGCUCAUUUACAGAUUUCAGAGGAGUUGAAAUGAGUGAAGUGCUUCAUUUUAUCUGCAUGAUCUGUUCAUUUAUCAUGGAAAUUGUAAAUGCUGCUGCUGAAACAAAACACUGACACACCUGAAGCAGAAAACAGUUAUAAACAGCUACAAGCAUUUACUAUCCAUAUGUUCCCUAUUUUCUGCAAAAAUACUAAAUUAUUGCUUGUAAUAUAUGUCAAAUCUAAACUAACGAUGAAACAAACCCACACUGAACUUGUUUUAUAACUCGUAAAAUAUUUUUAGAAUUUUUGUGUGAAAUUAAAAGUUGUGUAAAUAUCACGUUUCCAUCUUGUUG